Messenger RNA from Heterotrigona itama, 5371 nucleotides. Lineage: Eukaryota; Metazoa; Arthropoda; Insecta; Hymenoptera; Apidae. The record is from the annotation of a GenBank genome assembly.
AUGACAAUUACAAUUUUGCUUUUCGACGUUGGUUAGACGAUUCGAAUUCUUAAGUUAGAGAACUUCCGUAGCUGCAGAGAACAGAGAUCGGUCCGAUUGGUGAAAUCUGAGAGAAACCCGCGCACUCGACACCGCAGGCAUUCAAGUGAACAACAAGAAUAAAUCAUUCAAACGGAAGGAUUCACUUGAAUAAAUGAUCAUGAAACAGACUUGCGAUAAAAUUGUUGCAAUUACGAUGGUAGUACAAACCUAGAAUUAAACCUAGAGGAAAGGAAAGAGAAUGCGCGUGAUAAAUCCUUGAACUUCACCCCUCGAAGGGUGGUUGUCCACGUUGGACAGGGGAUGAGGCAAAGGCAAUGAUCGAUUUCCUCUUUUCAGCCACCACCCCCAAAACUUACAUCGUCGAGUGCUUGGCCUAUUUCGAUAGUUGGAGACACCUAGCGUUAGUAUCGAACAAAGACUAUCCAGCCAUCUAGAAAGGACAUCGAGUUGAGCAAAGGGUCUCCCUGAAGUAGCAUCUCGCUCCCUUUCGAUUCCUUUGCCUCCAUUAGCCAACAGAGAGAGCUACUGCGACCUGCUCAACCCCCUAGCAAUGUUACUAACUUGAUCUAGAAGAUAACCUAGCGUUACUUCGUCGCGAUCUCAUUCGCCGCUCCGAUUAUCCGAUUGGUGGGACACUAAAAUCGAAACCAUGCUACUCGGUGGAAGCAGGGUAUUGCCGUAUAUAUUUAUACGCAUGUGCCUUGCAAAAUCUGUUUCUUUCUUUUCGUCGUGUGUCCAUUCGCAUCGUUUAGAUUAGGUUGAAGUUCGAAAAUAUGUAUUACUGAUAGAGCUGGCCCCGUUUGAGUUUUAGAGGAACAUUUUUACAGGACUCAUUUGAUAUAUGACAUAUAUGUUAGCCCCAAGGAGGUUUAUUUUAGCAACUAUUUUUUCAUAGCUGAGUGUCCAAAUGGGAUUGUAAAAUGAAGCAAAUUCUUUGUGGUAAAAUUGGAGACAGGAUUGUGCUCAUUUCGAAGACAUCAAGAUACCCUGUGCCUGUGUCUAGCAUAAGGCAUUUAACGUCAGGCAGAAUGAACAAGGCUUAUAGGCCGUUGCUCGCAUCGCCCCACAUACGUUGCUAUGGAAAUCCUCAUCGAGGAUACGCAAUGUUCAUUGGGAGAGUACUGAGAGGAGCACUGAAGGUCCGAUAUCUGUUGUUGGGUGGUGCAGUUGGUAGUGGAGUAACUUUACAGAAGAAAUAUGAACAAUGGAAAGAGGUGCUGCCAGAUAUGAGCUGGUUGGAUAACGUGUUCCCCAAUGAACAAAAGUGGAAAGACAUUCGCGAAUCGGUCAUGAUGGUUAAGAACAUUUUCCCGGACAACAUUGAAAUCGAUCCACGUAUAAAGCAACUCGGGGAAACUAAGUAUAGACAGUAUAAAGAGUGGUUUGAUCAAAGACUGGACGAUGCUAUCAAGGCAGCCGAGGUUGACCAAACGCAGUCAGACGUGGAUGUAUCCUCCGAUCGUGAGUUAAUUGACAGAUUCCUGCUUGCCAUCGUGUUGUUAUACCUGCAAGAAUGCUUGGAUUUUCGGAGCUGCGAGCUUUUCAUUUGACGUUUUAAUUUACCUAACGUAUUCCUUACCCAGCUAAUUGCCGAUUAUAAUUUUACACAGUCCUACUUUGUCAGGAUCAGAUUAUGUUUCCCCUGUUCAUUGAAAAGUACAAAUUAAUAUCAGACUGAAACACAUGAAUUUGCUGGAGUGUUCCACUACUGUCUGAAACGAUUAACAAUCAGAAAGCAUGCAACGCGACAUAUAAAAUCAUGUUUCGUUUAUUAUUUUGUGAGUGAAUGCAACGUAACACAGUUCAUUCUUUUCCAAUGUUUCGCAAUAUGGCAAUUUUGUAACAUAGGACCCUUCGGUUUCACCUUAUUUGCUUGAUAAAAUGCUAUGUACCACGUCUAUAUAUUCAGUUAGAAAUAUAUUAUUAUAUGGUCUGUUCUGUUCAGGUAUAUUUGACGCAAUCUCAGCAAUAGUAUCACAACUUUAUUCAGAGAAGUCGCAAGAACGGCUGAACGCCAUGCAGGAGGAGGUGAUGCAGACGCAGCUGAAGUACCAGCGCGAAUUGGAACGGCUGGAAAGAGAGAACAAAGAGCUGCGGAAGCAGAUGCUGCUACGUGGCAAUCAGAAAAUGAGUAACAAGAAAAUAAAAAAAUCAUUGAUCGACAUGUACAGCGACGUUCUGGACGAGCUGAGCGACUACGACAGCAGUUACUCCACUGCUGAUCACUUGCCAAGAGUGGUAGUGGUCGGUGACCAAAGUUCUGGAAAAACAUCCGUGUUAGAAAUGAUUGCUCAGGCGAGAAUAUUCCCCAGAGGUGGUGGUGAAAUGAUGACGAGAGCACCGGUGAAAGUAACCCUAAGCGAAGGGCCGUAUCACAUAGCGCAAUUCAAAGACAGUUCGAGAGAGUUCGAUCUAACGAAGGAGUCGGAAUUAGCCGAGCUAAGGCGAGAGGUGGAGAUACGUAUGAAGAACAGCGUGAAAAAUGGCAAGACGGUCAGUCAGGACGUGAUAUCGAUGACCGUGAAGGGGCCAGGCCUUCAACGCAUGGUCCUUGUCGAUUUGCCUGGUAUAAUCAGCACAGUGACAGUUGACAUGGCAGAAGACACGCGGGAUUCCAUUCGACAAAUGACCCAACAGUACAUGAGCAACCCGAAUGCGAUCAUUCUGUGCAUCCAGGAUGGAUCGGUGGAUGCUGAAAGAAGCAACGUGACGGAUCUCGUUGCUCAAAUGGACCCCGUCGGCAAACGGACCAUCUUCGUUUUGACUAAGGUAGACCUGGCAGAAGAGAAUCUGACCAAUCCUGAACGCGUUCGCAAAAUAUUGUCCGGCAAGCUGUUCCCCAUGAAGGCCCUAGGCUACUUCGCUGUCGUCACUGGCAGAGGCCGGCAGGACGACGACAUACAAACGAUCAAGGAUUACGAAGAGAAAUUCUUCAGAAAUUCCAAACUUUUCAAGGAUGGUUACACAGGUCAAGUUACGACGAGAAACCUGAGUCUCGCGGUUGCGGAAUGCUUUUGGAAGAUGGUUCGCGAGACUGUAGAGCAACAAGCCGAUGCAUUCAAGGCGACCAGAUUCAAUCUCGAGACAGAGUGGAAAAAUAAUUUCCCAAGAUUGAGAGAACUAGACAGGGACGAGCUUUUCGAGAAGGCAAGAGGCGAGAUCCUGGACGAGAUUGUGAACCUGUCACAGGUCUCCCCUCGGCACUGGGAAGAGGUGUUGAUGGUCAGGAUGUGGGACAAAGUUAGCAUGCACGUGUUCGAGAACAUUUACCUACCCGCGGCUCAGAGCGGAAAUCCAAGUGUGUUCAACACCACCGUCGACAUAAAACUUCGCCAAUGGGCCGAACAGCAAUUGCCAACGCGAAGCGUGGAGAGCGGCUGGGAAUGCUUGCAGCAAGAGUUCCAGAAUUUCAUAAACCAAGCGAAACUGAAGCCCGACCACGACAACAUUUUCGACAAUCUAAAGAACGCGGUGGUCAACGAAGCCAUGACGAGACAUUACUGGGAAGAGAAGGCGUCUGAAAUGUUGCGAGUUAUACAAUUCAACACCUUGGAGGACAGAAGCGUGAACGAUAAACGCGACUGGGACCAGGCGGUCCGGUUCCUGGAGACCUCGGUCAAAGAGAAACUGCAAGGUACCGAACAAAUCUUGAAAGACAUGCUCGGACCAGGUCGCAGAGAACGAUGGCUGUACUGGCAGAAUAAGACUGAAGAACAACAGAAACGCACACAAGUGAAGAACGAGUUGGACAAGAUCCUCUACGUCGACAAAAAACAUGCCCCCACUCUCACUCAGGACGAACUCACGGCGAUUAGGAAGAACCUGCAACGAAACGGCCUGGAAAUCGACAAUGAAUUCAUUCGAGAAACGUGGCACCCGGUGUACAGAAGAUUCUUCCUGCAACAGAGCUUGGCCAGGGCGUACGACUGUAAAAAAGGAUAUUAUCUCUAUCACACUGGUCACGAGUCUGUAAUGGAAUGCAACGACGUUGUCUUGUUUUGGAGGAUUCAACAAAUGCUGAAAGUCACCGCCAACGCGCUUCGUCAACAAAUCAUGAAUCGAGAAGCUCGCAGGCUAGACAAAGAAAUAAAGGACGUGUUGGAAGAUUACAGCCAAGAUAACGAAAUGAAGCAGAAACUGUUGGUCGGCAGACGGGUCACCUUGGCUGAGGAAUUAAAACGUGUUAGACAAAUUCAAGAGAAACUCGAAGAAUUUAUUCAAGCACUGAACAAAGAGAAGUGAAGAGAAUGAACCGAAAAGUCUAAACAUUUGAAACCUAUGGGUAUGUGAUAAGCGACAACAGCCCUGGUGGCUUGUCAAGUGUUAAUUUAUUUUCUCUGUUAGUCGAGCUGCAAUAGAUAUAGGCUAUUUAAGUCUUUUGGCGAAUGGCAACUGUUUGAUCAAAAAUUUGAUACAAAGAUUUGAAAUUGUCACUUUUACUUACUGUCGUUCUAGCAUUGAAAUUACAACCGGUUGUGUGUGAUCGCGGUUUAUGCAAUGUAUCGAUCCGAUUAGGCUGUGUAAUAAGUUUGUUCGUAACAUCUCGACGAUAUUAAGCGACUCUAAAGAUUUCCAUUGUUGAUAUUUAGUACGAGGUGUAAUAUUUUCUGCAAAAACAAACAAUCCUUUUAAUAUUCUAAAAUUCCUUGUCAUUACUGUCAAUCAUAUUUCGAAUUUGAUAUUGUGCUUUAAAUAUUUAAGACUGAUAUUAUUAUCAAAGACUAAUAUCAUUAGUCUUUGUUUUCUUUUCAUUUUUACCAGUAAGUAAUACAAUUAUAAGCAGCAUUUAUCCAUAUAUUACAUACGUAUAUGUUCCUCUGUCCAGCAUGGAUGAAUUAUGAAUCACAGCAAAUGAUGCAAACAACAGUUUUAAUAACACAUGUUUUUAAUGUCCUGGAAAAUGUAACGUGUCAAGUGGCAAAUGAACUUAUUACACGACCUAAUACAUUCAGCAAAUUUUGUUGACAGAAAGCAUUGUUUAGAUACGAAUGUUGUUAACAGCUAGACUUAAUUAAUACCAAUACCAAAGCGAACAAACUGAUUGAAAAUUUCUGGAAGUAGCUAGAGAAUAACUGAACGAACAUUACAUGUAAAAUAAAAUACGAAGAUUGUAGAUUGUGAUUAACGCCACUACGAAAAAUGAUGCUCAUUACAUUUUAUAUAUCAUCAUACAGAACGAAUGGAAACGAGCAUGCGUUUUGUAUGGAUAGGAAAAUCGGAAUAAAGAAAUAGAAACUAUGUUCUUCGUGUCCAUAAACAUUUUUCUUUCAAUCACAGAAGUACAUGUGUAAUAACAAUGUCAUUUCUCUCUCGUUAAAUUUAUUCUUCC